Funneliformis caledonium is the source of this 459-nucleotide messenger RNA. Lineage: Eukaryota; Fungi; Glomeromycota; Glomeromycetes; Glomerales; Glomeraceae. The record is from the annotation of a GenBank genome assembly.
AUGAUUGAAAAGUUUUUUAAAGACUUAGCUAAGGAACCACAAGACUUUAGUCCAUUACCUGAGAACUCAGUUGAAGAAACAGAGAAUCUUAUAACUUCAGAAAUGAUAUUCAUCGGAUUAUACAACAAAAUAGUUCAGGCUAAAAAAUUCUUAAAGAAAAAAUACGUGAAAGAAGCAUUAGUGAAAAAACUAGCUGAAUUUAGAAUUAACCACUCUCUUCAAACUAUGCGAAUCUUGCUUAAUGUAGAAAUUAAGCGUCAGUUCUCCUCCAAUAUAUCUCGUAAUAUCUUUAAUAAAAAGAAAUGUUCAGCUACAAAUAUUUAUAAGAUAUUCAGUACGGAAGGUUUAGGAAGAGACGAUAUCAAGCGAAUUAGAAAAUUUGGCUUAUCGGCUUUUGAAAAAUCUAAUGAGAAAGAAAUGGAGGCAAUUCAAGAAAGAAUUAUAACUACUUUUUCUUGA